Dovyalis caffra is the source of this 534-nucleotide messenger RNA. The record is from the annotation of a GenBank genome assembly. Lineage: Eukaryota; Viridiplantae; Streptophyta; Magnoliopsida; Malpighiales; Salicaceae.
AUGGAAGAAACGCUUGCCAUAAAGGAACAGGCUUGGAAGCCAUUAAGGGCCGGUAAGCCGCCCGUGUUGACCCGUUCAUGGAAAUCGGCCGCAGAUGGGUUUGGAGAGAACGAAAGACCAACCAUUGCAACCCUUUUAAGUGAGGCUACUAGUGAGGUUUCAAUGGUGGUGGUGGUCAAUGACGACCAACAACAAUUGGGUUUCGAGUUAAUGUUUCAAGUGAGUUUGUUGGAGAAGAUGAUGGAUGAGGGUCGACUGGUUGGCAUGCUUGUAUGGAUAAGGAGAAAUUUUUGGCCAAAAAUGAACGAGGCUAGUUUGGCUUGCUUGUGUGGAGGAAAAGGUUUGGCUUGUAUAGAGGAGGAGCUGGUCCGAUCAAAUAGAGGAGGUGGUUGCAUGCUUGUGUGGAGGAAGAGUGUUCGGUCAAGUGAAGGAGGUGGUCGGUGCACUUAUGUAAAGGAUGAGUGUUUGGUCAAAUGGAGGAGGAGGAGGGUCGGUAAAAAAAUGAAGAGGGUGGCUGCAAUUUUAUGUUUUUAA